AAGGAGGGACUGCUUUACUUGUUUUGUUUUUGUGACACUUGUUUUCAAGGCUCUACCCCAUAGAGGCUCGAGAGGUAGAUACGUCUAUUUCUGAGGCAUUCGUAAUUUCCAAGCAACCCACUGGGAGAAAAGGUUUUAGUCAAUACAGCGUGAGAUGGAGAUUGAAGCUGAAGUGGAGCAGUCUAAAUUCAAGAGGAUUUGCGUGUUCUGCGGGAGUAGCCAGGGGAAAAAGACUAGCUAUCAGGAUGCUGCUAUUCAGCUUGGCAAAGAAUUGGUCUCAAGGAACAUUGAUUUGGUCUACGGAGGGGGUAGCAUAGGCCUGAUGGGUUUGGUUUCUCAAGCUGUUCACAAUGGUGGCCGUCAUGUUAUUGGAGUUAUUCCCAAGACGCUCAUGCCUCGAGAGCUAACUGGUGUAACAGUGGGGGAAGUGAAGGCAGUUGCAGAUAUGCAUCAAAGGAAAGCAGAGAUGGCUAAGCAUUCAGAUGCCUUUAUUGCCUUACCAGGAGGUUAUGGUACCCUUGAGGAGCUACUUGAAGUGAUAGCCUGGGCUCAACUUGGGAUUCAUGAUAAGCCAGUGGGAUUGCUGAAUGUGGAUGGAUACUACAACUCCUUACUGUCAUUUAUUGACAAAGCCGUGGAAGAAGGUUUCAUUAGUCCCAGUGCCCGCCACAUUAUUGUAUCUGCCCCAACAGCAGUGGAGUUGGUGAAGAAAUUGGAGGAGUACGUCCCAAGCCAUCAGGGGGUUGCUUCAAAGUUGAGCUGGGAGAUGGAGCAGCUUGAUUAUCCUGAAGAAUAUGAUAUCUCUAGUUGAAAUGAGCAUAUUACUACAUAGCAGAUGGAAGUAGAUGGGAAUCUGGAACUGAAAAGGCUAAUUUGGAAAGAAAACAAAGUCGAAAUUUCUGUUGUGGGGAAUUCAUUUUGUAAAUUACUAUAAUUGACAUGAAUAUGUGAAGCUUCGCUAUUCCCUCCUAUUGGAAAUUUAGUCUUCUGUUAAGUUGUUAGUACUAGAUUACUAUGAACAAUUAUUCCCCUUUAAAUGUUAAUUUAUUAUGUGUUCACUAA
Molecule: messenger RNA, 1062 nt
Organism: Vitis riparia (riverbank grape)
Lineage: Eukaryota; Viridiplantae; Streptophyta; Magnoliopsida; Vitales; Vitaceae
Product: cytokinin riboside 5'-monophosphate phosphoribohydrolase LOG3
Exons: 7
Coding region: 155-811 (218 amino acids)
Biological process (GO): cytokinin biosynthetic process
Cellular component (GO): cytosol; nucleus
Molecular function (GO): hydrolase activity, hydrolyzing N-glycosyl compounds
Source: RefSeq, a predicted model, not a curated record